GUUAAAUUGCGAUUAAAUGAAAGUUGCGGCAACGAGAAUUAUUAUAAACAAGCUGAAGUAAAGGCGGAAAUCGUAAUGGCAAGUUAUUUUGGCGAAGUUGUAUACCCAUCUUCACGUGCGUUCUGGUUUAGUGAUGAGUUCGACGAAGAGGACCAGGAUAAUUCCGAAAACUCUUUCGAGUUUAAUGCCGAAUGGCCCAAAGGCUCACCAACAAGUAUCAAGACACUUUUGAUCAUCGAAGGGGAUAUGAUACUUGAUUUCUUCGAAACUUGCGUACUUCACGAUGCCAAAGAGGUUUGCAAAAUUCAUCAUGGGUCUGGGAAGCCAUCCUUCUUUUAUUCAAUUAGUGAAGAUUUAUAUAUUUGUUCAGUCAGUCCCGACGUAAAACUGCACCACACUGGUAUAUUCGUAGAUCAAAUCAGCAAUAUACUUACCACUGCCAAGGGAAUCAUCGCAGUGACUUGCAGUCACUCAUCUCAGUACAAAACUAUGGAAAAAAUAGAAGCUCCGUCCUUUCUCAGAUCACUUACUACUAAAGGGACAACGAGAUUAGAAAAAGUAGAUGCUCCCCGGAUAACGCAACCAAACAUUGUCAGUGGAGUAUGUGCCGGAGCUUUAUCCUUUGCAGACGCUAUUAAAAAACCUGCCACAUUAUACGUGUUAUAUGUUGAUGGAUUCUCUCUAGAUUCUAUUAGCGCUAAGCCAUUAAUAGACCUCUGCGUCGAAUUAAAAUGUUGUAGCCCUCACCAAACGACCGUUGCAACAAAUGUAUUCAAUAAAGGAAAUCUUUACAUAUAAA
This is a messenger RNA of Orussus abietinus, 799 nucleotides long. RefSeq names its product proteasome assembly chaperone 1 (gene PSMG1). Lineage: Eukaryota; Metazoa; Arthropoda; Insecta; Hymenoptera; Orussidae. The transcript is spliced from 5 exons. Gene Ontology annotation, cellular component: endoplasmic reticulum. The record is from RefSeq and is a predicted model, not a curated record. Gene Ontology annotation, biological process: proteasome core complex assembly. Gene Ontology annotation, molecular function: proteasome binding. Bases 76 to 798 code for a protein of 240 amino acids.